Prorocentrum cordatum is the source of this 870-nucleotide messenger RNA. The record is from the annotation of a GenBank genome assembly. NCBI's taxonomy places the organism in Eukaryota, Dinophyceae, Prorocentrales, Prorocentraceae.
AUGGCACACUUUCUUCGGUCUGCGUUGAUUGUUGUUGCCCUUGGCGCAGUCGUUGAUGGUGCCAGGGCGAGAUACAAUGUGAGCCUGUCGGCAGAAAACAAUGCUUCGAAUUGGGGUGCUACUCGCUCUGCUUGCGAGUACUACUACAAGAUAGCAGACGGUGACUGUGCGGACUACUGUUUAGGAUCUUACUUCAAUUUCUGCCCGCGUUCUCUCAUCACGAGCGCGGGUGGCCUGACCGUUGGCGCAUGCAUCAGUCUCAAUUACACAACCUUCAUCGAGGACUACUCCGUGACAGCUGGGCCCUGCGGGACCAUAGUCUUCAAGAAGUACACGAAUGGGACUGGAGUGCAGGCUCUUCUGGACCUCAGUUCCGGUGCCGUGGAUGGCACGCGGGCGAGGUACACUGUGAACGUGUCGGUGGAGGACAAUGCUUCAAUUCGGGGUGCGUCUCGCUCUGCUUGCGAGUACUACUACAAGAUAGCAGACGGUGACUGUGCGGACUACUGUUUAGGAUCUUACUUCAAUUUCUGCCCGCGUUCUCUCAUCACGAGCGCGGGUGGCCUGACCGUUGGCGCAUGCAUCAGUCUCAAUUACACAACCUUCAUCGAGGACUACUCCGUGACAGCUGGGCCCUGCGGGACCAUAGUCUUCAAGAAGUACACGAAUGGGACUGGAGUGCAGGCUCUUCUGGACCUCAGUUCCGGUGCCGUGGAUGGCACGCGGGCGAGGUACACUGUGAACGUGUCGGUGGAGGACAAUGCUUCAAUUCGGGGUGCGUCUCGCUCUGCUUGCGAGUACUACUACAAGAUAGCAGACGGCGACUGUGCGGACUACUGCUUAGGAUCUUAUCUCAAUUCCGACGUGUAG